Harpia harpyja (harpy eagle) is the source of this 1010-nucleotide messenger RNA. It is a transcript of the gene CIB3, whose product is annotated as calcium and integrin binding family member 3. Gene Ontology annotation, molecular function: calcium ion binding. Bases 357 to 1010 code for a protein of 217 amino acids. NCBI's taxonomy places the organism in Eukaryota, Metazoa, Chordata, Aves, Accipitriformes, Accipitridae. The transcript has 6 exons. The record is from RefSeq and is a predicted model, not a curated record.
UUCAGUUAAUUUACCAUGUUUGAAGGAAUGAAAAAGUAUGAUCCAUUAAGUCCACCUGCUGCUUCAAAGACACAAACAAGAAGCUAUUAGUUGUUUGGCUAAAUACUGUAACAGGAGUCUUUGUCGUGCACACAGGAGACAGGUGAGUAAGAGCCUUAAGUAGCCAGACUGAAGAUUUGAUGAAAUGCUUCUAUUAUGAUACUUUGCAGCCUGUGGAACAGGGAAGCUGGUUACUUGAUCCUCUGCUAUACCUGAACCUCAUUGUUGCAGCUUUUAAUAACUGAAUAUCCAGACCUCCUAUAAAGGUGCCUUUAAGGAAAGAAUGAUGGGACAAGAAUCAGCAUUCAGAGCCAGAAAUGGGCAACAAGCAAACCAUUUUCACUCCAGAGCAGCUGGAUGCAUAUCAGGACUGCACAUUCUUUACAAGGAAAGAAAUUCUGAGACUGUUUUACAGAUACCGAGAUCUAGCCCCACAGCUAGUUCCACUUGACUACACAGAUAAACCAGACGUGACGCUUCCCUAUGAACUCAUUGGCAGCAUGCCAGAGCUGAAGGACAAUCCAUUUCGUCAGCGGAUAGCAGAGGUUUUCUCGGAGGAUGGAGACGGCAAUAUGACUUUAGAUGAUUUUUUGGACAUGUUUUCAGUGCUGAGUGAAAUGGCUCCCAGAGACUUGAAAGCUUAUUAUGCUUUUAAAAUUUAUGAUUUUAACAAUGAUGAUUACAUAUGCAAAUCAGAUCUAGAGAAAACUGUUAACAAAUUAACCCGAAAUGAACUUACCCCAGAAGAAGUUAGCCUUGUAUGUGAAAAGGUGAUUUAUGAAGCUGAUGUGGACAACGAUGGCAAGCUGUCUUUGGAAGACUUUCAGCAUAUGAUAAUACGAGCUCCAGAUUUCCUCAGUGAAACAUGCAGAUGGAACUGCUUCUUGAACAUUCAACAACUACUACUUCACCUGAGAUUACCACCCAUGAGAGAGCAGAAUGAGAGGAGCAAAGACGACAAUUUCUGGUAA